CGCGAGAGGCGUGACGGCCGCCGGUGUCUCGAUUCGCCAUGUCGAAGGUCCGCGGCGUUUACCGCACGCGACCUUAAAGGCUGUUCGCUGCCGGAGUGGAAAAGGCUGCUGCAUCAGCUGCGCUCCGAAAGCAACUCAGCCCGAGUGUGAGCGAGCUGGAUGCCGUUCUCCCUCCCCUGCUCCGCUCUCCACGUCUCGCGCUGCGGCGAACAGACAGAUAUUGCCAGGCCAACGGUAUCCUGGCAACCGCGAGCCGAGCUCUGCUCUCAGGAUGGACCACACGCUGCUCCAGACUCUGCGCGUGUGCGUUCGCCUGAGCGCGCGUGGCCGGUGUGCAGCAGAUAGGCAGAUAGACACACACACACACACACACACACACACACACACACACACACACACACACACACACACACACACACACACACACACACACACACACACAAGCACGUGCACGCGCUAUGAAUCGCAGGUGACUUCGCCUUUGCAAUCACCUUGUCAGGAUGAAUAUGAGCCUGUUAUUCAUGUAUUCAUGGCGGCGGAGAGGGCGCGCGCCUUGGAGCAGCUGGUUUUAAAGUCAGGAGGAGACUGGAUUUGUUUUAUAUGCGUGGACCGAUGCUCUCAGGUUCGACCGGUGACUCAGCACACGCCCCCCCCCGCCCCCACUUGGGUGACCGUCCGCCGGCUGUCUCAGCGGCGUAACUCUACUCCCCGCUCGUCCGGCGCUGCUGCAUUGCAACGCCCGCUCCUGCUGAGUAACGGCGAAAAGCAGCGGCGGCGCCUCGUAAACACGCUCGUGCCGGCCGUCGUAAAUCAGCCUCGCGCGCGCCGGGCAGCCGGGACGGGCUUCAAAGGAGGGGCCGGCGUGCGCGCGCGGACCGGAAGGGCGAGACGGAGAAAGUGAAAGACGGCGAAGAAACCGCCGCGUGAUGAAACAGACAGGAAGCGUCGCGGCGGAGCUGUGCGCGCGCGCCUCUUCAUGGACAGCUGCUCAAAAUGUCAGCAUCACACAUCUGCACAUCAAAAGGUGGACGAUUAAAGCGCCAUAGCGCACGUGAGGUCUGGGCCUGUAUAUCACCUAUGCACACAGAGCCACUGUCUGACCAGCCGUCUGACCAACGUAAUCUAAUGACGCCUGCAUCACUGCCUCCAUGAAGCGCUGGCAUCUGGCUUUUGGUUUGAAGAGCUUGUCAUACAGUAUCUAUAGAGUUGUCUGCUAUAUUAGACAAGCAAAGCCCCUACAUAGCAGGCUUUUAUUAGGUUACUAUGAUAUUGUAAAUGGAUUAAAACCCCUGCUCAGCUCCAGCGGCUCCCGAUGACCCAGCUAAACGAUCCGCUACUGGAUUUGGGUCCCGCUCUAAUCAAAUCCAGCACACGCCGUCUAUGGAGGCAAAGCGUGAUCGCCUUGGCUUAUUGCUCCGACCGAGGGCUGCAGGAGGAUAAUUAGACAGGUGCAGACGGGUGAAGAGCCGAGACGGUCCCAACGUGCUGUGUUCUCCAUGUGCAUGUCGUGCUGCCAGGUUCUGCGUACUGUAUGCAUUUUGUUGUUUCCUCCCGUCCAGGUCGCCAGCCAUGGGGAACCUCAUUAAGGUCCUUGGCAAGGAUUUAGAGAACUGUCCACAUUUUUUCCUGGACUUCGAAAGGGGCUCAUGGGAAACCUCCUGAAAGUGCUGGCUUGCGCCGAACUUGAGCAUGGCCCAAUAGUUUUCCUUGACUUUGAACACGCCCAGCCCACGGAGGCCGAGACGGCCGUGUGGAACCAGGUCAGCGCCGUGCUGGAGGAGGCUCACGGGAUCCUGGCCGAGCUGCAGUCCUAUAACGGCGCGGGCCAGGAGAUACGAGAGGCCAUCCAAAACCCAGGCGACCUCGCGCUGCAGGAGAAGGCCUGGAACGCAGUCUGCCCCCUGGUGGCCAAGCUGAAGAGGUUCUACGAGUUCUCCCUCAGACUGGAGAACGCCCUGCGCAGCCUGCUGGAGGCGCUGACGAGCCCGCCCUACGCCCCCAUGCAGCACCUGGAGAGAGAGCAGGCCCUGGCCAAGCAGUUCGCCGAGAUCCUCCACUUCACGCUCAGCUUUGACGAACUCAAGAUGACGAACCCAGCCAUUCAGAACGACUUCAGCUACUACAGGAGGACCAUCAGCAGGAACCGGCUGAACAACCAGCAGCUGGAGGCGGAGAACGAAGUGAACAACGAGAUGGCCAAUCGAAUGUCGCUGUUCUACGCCGAGGCCACGCCCAUGCUGAAGACUCUGAGCAACGCCACCACCAAGUUCGUCUCAGAGAAUAAGACCUUGCCCAUAGAGGACACCACAGACUGUUUGAGCACCAUGGCCUGUGUUUGCCGUGUCAUGCUGGAAACUCCAGAAUACCGCUGCCGGUUCACCAACACGGACACCAUGCUGUUCUGCAUGAGGGUGAUGGUGGGUGUCAUCAUCCUCUAUGACCACGUUCACCCCGUCGGAGCGUUCGCCAAGACGUCCAAGAUUGAUAUGAAGGGCUGCAUCAAGGUGCUGAAAGAGCAGCCGUCCAAUAGCGUGGAGGGACUCCUGAACGCGCUGAGGUACACGACACGACAUCUAAACGAUGACAGCACCUCAAAACAAAUCAGGGCCCUCCUACAAUGAAUGAAGAGAAUGGUCACGGGAGAGGGAGGAAACGCAGGAGGGCACCUGAUGGAAGAGGGAAGUGAAGAAGAAGAAGAUACAAAACGCCAGUGGCUGAUUAACCUGUUUGUUUACAAGGAGCAAAGGAAGUCAUCUCCAGGUUAAGAGCAACCUGAUGAUAAUAAGGAGGAGGAAAAUAAUUAUAUAUAUUGUCAGCUGUCCAUCAUUCUGUCUCUCAUUUUGUAAAGUAAGCAAAGAGAAAAAAUAAGCCAGAAAAGAAAGUAUAGAUAUAUAUUAAAAUGAGUGAAACACAGGAAGCAGAUGAAAACUAAGUAGGAUUUAAGAGAAAGUUAUAUUGGAAGAUUUUACGUCAGAACCAAACAACGUGAAAAUGUACAAAAAAAAAUAAUAAGAUCAUGUUCCAGCAGUAGUCUGACAAGUAUUUUUGCACAUACUUUUAACAAAGCAUUUCCUUUUAUCCUGAAAUCUGAUCGCAAACUGGUUCCCACUGCCCCUCGCACACGGCUCCGUCUCCUUCAGCUGCACUGAUCGUCCCCCGCAGGCGAAUUCUGAAGCAAUAUGAUGGACGCGCUCCGGAGAUUUGCUUCCGCCUGCCUUUCGUUUCUUUUUCCACGUCAAUGCAGCUGAUGGAAGGUCUUUUUUACGAUGCCUCCAUCGAUACAUUUGCGCAUAUUUUUUUUUUAAUCUUUUCCAUCCGCAUAACGUGCGACCUUG
Messenger RNA from Betta splendens (Siamese fighting fish), 3335 nucleotides. It is a transcript of the gene fam49al, whose product is annotated as family with sequence similarity 49 member A, like. Lineage: Eukaryota; Metazoa; Chordata; Actinopteri; Anabantiformes; Osphronemidae. Gene Ontology annotation, molecular function: small GTPase binding. Gene Ontology annotation, biological process: regulation of actin filament polymerization. The transcript has 11 exons. The coding region runs from base 1647 to 2621 and encodes 324 amino acids. The record is from RefSeq and is a predicted model, not a curated record.